Messenger RNA from Durio zibethinus, 3240 nucleotides. RefSeq names its product casein kinase 1-like protein 6. The record is from RefSeq and is a predicted model, not a curated record. Lineage: Eukaryota; Viridiplantae; Streptophyta; Magnoliopsida; Malvales; Malvaceae. Gene Ontology annotation, biological process: protein phosphorylation. Gene Ontology annotation, molecular function: ATP binding; protein kinase activity.
AGUUUUAGUUAUAAAAUAUUAAAAAAAAUUAGAGUGUGAAGAGAAAAUAUCGGAUGUAUUUAACAUCUCUCAAAAUCAUAAUAUAUUAGAGAGAUAAGGGAAGGCACGUUCUGCAACAACAAAGCUUGGGGUUCAAAGAGUGAGGAGAGGGUCAGACGCUCAGACAGUACCCCAUCGUGUCAGACAGAACCCAAACGUGUUAGGUCGGGCGGCAGAUAUGAGACUGGUCUUCUUUGUUUGUAAUGAAAACAAAAAACAAAUGUAAAAUCUUUCUCACGUCAGUUUCUUACCUUCUUUCUUUCCCAUUAACAAAACACCCGAAAACUCUACUAUUUCUUUAAUAUUUUGGUUUUGAUUUUUAUCCCAGAAAACAGUUUCUUAAUUCCAUCUAAUAUAUAUAUUUUCUGCCAUUUCGGAUUUUUCUACCAUUUUUAUUUGAUUAUUGUUGGACGUUUGGGUUUAGUAGUUGAUUCCACCUCUUCUUCCCAGGUCAAUGUAGCUGGGUUGUUCUCCAAAAUUAGGGUUUCUGUUUCAAAUUUUGUGGAUUUCGCUAUCGAACUAUGUAGUUGAGGAAGCCGGAGCCUUUGUAGUAGUAGUAAUAAUAAUAAUAACAAUAAUAACUCUUUUUUUUACCUUGGCUUCGACUAAAAUCUCCAUUUUUUUUUUUUUUUGAUUUUAGCUUUAUUCCUCCAAGGGUUUCCUUUUCUUCUUCUUCUUCUCGUUAAAAGCUUAGAUUUUUUCUUUAUUCGACGCCUUUAUCCCUACUGAUUAUUGAAAAAAGUUAUUGAAAAAAGUUAAGAUUUUUUUCUAUUAUUUUCUUAAGUUGAUCUGUUGGAGACUUGGAGUUUUCAAUUUGGUGAAUCCAUUGAGUCCUGAGGGAGUAUUGGAUUAGUGGGCAAUAAAUGCAGGAUUUGACACAAAUCUGAGUGAAAAUAGCUUAGAUUAAGCUCUUUGGGGAUUUGGGUAGAGUUGUUACCUUUUUUUAUGCUUGAAAAUGGAUCAUGUGAUCGGUGGUAAGUUCAAGCUUGGAAGAAAGAUUGGCAGUGGCUCUUUUGGAGAGCUCUAUUUAGGGGUAAAUGUGCAAACUGGAGAGGAAGUUGCUGUCAAACUGGAAUCUGUGAAAACCAAGCAUCCACAACUUCAUUAUGAGUCAAAAUUGUAUAUGCUUCUUCAAGGAGGAACUGGCAUUCCCCACCUAAAGUGGUUUGGAGUUGAGGCGGAUUACAAUGUCAUGGUAAUUGACCUUCUUGGACCAAGUUUGGAAGAUUUGUUCAAUUACUGCAACAGGAAACUCUCGUUAAAAACAGUGCUGAUGCUUGCUGAUCAAUUGAUUAAUAGAGUAGAAUAUAUGCAUUCAAGAGGUUUUCUUCACCGUGAUAUAAAGCCUGACAAUUUCUUGAUGGGCCUAGGACGCAAGGCAAAUCAGGUAUAUAUCAUUGAUUAUGGUCUUGCAAAGAAGUAUAGGGAUCUUCAGACUCAUAAGCAUAUCCCAUACAGAGAAAACAAAAACCUCACAGGCACAGCUCGUUAUGCAAGUGUGAACACUCACCUCGGAGUUGAGCAAAGCCGAAGAGAUGAUUUGGAAUCCCUUGGUUAUGUGCUUAUGUAUUUCCUCAGAGGAAGCCUUCCCUGGCAGGGGUUAAAAGCUGGAACAAAAAAGCAAAAAUAUGAUAAGAUUAGUGAGAAGAAGGUAUUAACUCCUAUAGAGGUUCUCUGUAAGUCAUAUCCAUCUGAGUUUGUAUCAUAUUUUCAUUACUGCCGAUCUUUGCGGUUUGAAGACAAACCAGAUUAUUCAUAUUUGAAGAGGCUUUUCCGAGACUUGUUUAUAAGAGAAGGUUAUCAGUUUGAUUAUGUCUUUGACUGGACUGUAUUGAAGUGCCCACAGAUUGGUGGCAGCUCCAGAGGGCGGCAUUCCAGUGGAAAAGCAGGUUUAGCUGCAGGACCGGCCAUUGAAAGACCAGAAAGAAUCUCAGUGGGAAGAGAGAUUCGGGAUAGAUUCUCUAUAGCCGUUGAAGCAUUUUCCAAAAGAAAUGUUUCGAGUGCUAGUCCUCGUCGUAAUCAUUCUAGACACAAGACUGCUGAGGAUAUAACUUUGUCAAAUCAUGUGCAUCCUGAUUCAGAUAAAAGAUGCAGUUCUUCUCGAUAUGGUAGCACUUCAAGAAGAGCUGUGGCAGCGAGCAGACCUAGUUCUUCCGGUGAACCCAAUGACGUUACACAAAACCGACUAGUAUCAAGUGGAGGUCGCAUGUCUACCACACAAAGAAUCCAACUUGCCUUCGAGGCCAAAACAUCUACUCGUGCUAACCCUGUUAGAGGAAACCACGAUGAUCAUCCACUUGGAAAUUUCGAGCUACUAUCGAUUAAGAAAUGAUGGAAGUAGUAAACCUAAUAGUAGGCUCUGAUGUUUUCUAAGAACUUAGAAUCCCACUGUGUAGAUGGGAUAUCACCAGAUUCAAUGCCACAGCAACUCGUGUGACUUCCCUGACCAUAUCUCAAUCUUUUUUCCAAGAUUGUUUUUCACCCGAGAGUUUACGGCCAUUGUAACGUGUUUUCGACAGCAUGAAGCAGAAUUCAUUUAUUGGAAAUUCGGAAGUUUAUUUGUCAUAUGCAACUUGAAUAGCUGUAAUAAAAAGUGUUAAUUAUUAGUUCAGUUGAUUUAUGCAUUCAUUUUACGGAGAUGGUCAAGGAGUGUUGGGAUUUCUAUUUCUAGAGCCAUUGUUGAAAAUCAUUGCAUAGGGUUUGUUUAGGGCUCAGAUCGAUGAGGUUUCUUUACCACUGAAAUCAAUGUUUAUCAGGUUUUGUACCUGAUUGGGGAAGCAUCCAGGGUUACCGUUCAUGCCCUACCCAAUAAAGAACUAAACAAAACACAAGCAUGGACCUUACUUGAUAACUAAUUACUUGAUGUCGAUGGCCUCGCAUGGAGAAUAAAUGUUUCCCGGUACGAUACAGAAGUUACUGGCAUAAAGCCUCUGGAAAUAAGGGACAGCUCAAAAAGUAAAGAACAAAAAUGAUGCAAAAAUCAAGUGGAUAGCCAACAACAGCAUAGUCUGUUGGUUGGAUUUUUAAUUCUAAUGAUCAAGAAUCAAGGGGUUAGGUUUGCAAUAACAAUGAUGCAAAUAUCAACUGGAGAUAUUUGAUAGCCAAUGAUGCAAAAGUCAAGUCUGUAGGUUCGCAAUUGGUACAUUUGAUGAAAUAAAAACGAGGAUCCAAUGACUAAAUAAAAACUGAAAAUGUACAAAC